AUGUAAACCAGGUUGAAGGUGAGUCCUACAGUCAGGGACUUUUUACUUCUCUACAUUUAUCUGAUAACUUCAGUUACUUUAAAAACACAAAAUGUAAUAAACUAAUACAUUAAGAUAUAUUAUUACAGAUUAAACUACGCUGCAGCGAAUAAAGUAAUUAAAAUGAGCUCAUAAAUAAUUACAAACAGUAAAUAUAUUAUGUUACACAAUGAGUAUUUUAUGUAUUUUAAUAAUUUCUGUACUGUUAAAGAACAUUUCUGCCUGCAGGACUUCUUUGCUCCUGAACAGCAGGCAGGUGACAGGUGAGCUGCUGGACUCGCUGCUCGCUCAGGGACCAAUCAGCUGGCUUGAGAAGUUGACUGACUCCGCUGAGAGCCAAUGAGCGUGCAGCUCAGCCUGCAGCGGCUCUAUAAGCAGCCCGGCGCUCCUCCCGCAGCUCAGUGAGGCUCCUCUCUCCGUGUCUCAGUGAUGCUGUUUGUUCUCAUGUGAAGCUGCAGCGACCGCCAGGAGACAUGAGACCCGGCAGCCCGGUGCCGUCUGCGGGCAGGAGGAGGAGGAGGAGGAGGAGGAGCAGCGGCGGCGCCCUGAGCCGGAGCCGCCGGAGCCCCCGGAGCCUGCGCUGCUCUCUGCGGGGCUCCUACCGGAACAAGAGCCCGGCGGCGGCGGAGGAGGACGAGCCGCGUGUUCCGGAGCUCCUGCUGCAGGACAUGAAUCUGUGUUACCGGCUGCUGCGGCAGCUGGUUCCCGGUCUGCCGCCCGGACGGGCCACCAGCCGGGUGGAGAUCCUGCAGCACGUCAUUGACUACAUCCUGGACCUGCAGACCGAGCUGGACGCCUCCAGCCCGGCGGGGGACCGCGGAGAGCCGCUCCACCGGGACCGGAUCCAGCAGCGGCCACAGAGCGGAGAGAGCUCCGGGACCAGCAGCCACACCUGCCAGUCCAGCGAGUUCCCCAAAACAGACGAGGGUGCAUUGACAGGGUGAGUAACCGCCUUCACUUUCCAGCAGGGAAACAACAGACUUUUAUUAACGGACUCACUGUGACCUACUCUGUACGUUUACUGUCAGGCUGAUAACUUUCUCGCUCGCUCUGUUUGUUGCCCACCUGUCAGGUAGAUGAAUAGGUGUCAGUGACACUGGGGAUCCUGGGAACAUGUUAACACCACUUUCUGAAGUAGCUGAUUUUUUUUUUUCCCCAUCAGUUUUUUUAAAACCAUCAUUUGUUGAAAAUGUUGCCAAGUAUCUGCACCAGGGCAGAGGCCUGUUACAGCUGGGCUGACUGACAUACUCUGGUGCUUUCUAUACACUUUGUUUCACUGAAAUGUUUCAGGUGUGGAUGUGAUGGAUGACUGUGUGGUCGACACUGUCAGCUCUGUAGGCGUCUGCUUUGCCCUUUUGAUGAACCAAUAUGAACAUUUUUCAUGACCUGCUUU
This is a messenger RNA of Micropterus salmoides (largemouth bass), 1432 nucleotides long. RefSeq names its product DNA-binding protein inhibitor ID-3-like. Bases 513 to 983 code for a protein of 156 amino acids. NCBI's taxonomy places the organism in Eukaryota, Metazoa, Chordata, Actinopteri, Centrarchiformes, Centrarchidae. Gene Ontology annotation, cellular component: nucleus; cytoplasm. Gene Ontology annotation, biological process: circadian regulation of gene expression; negative regulation of transcription by RNA polymerase II; cell differentiation. The transcript has 2 exons. Gene Ontology annotation, molecular function: protein dimerization activity; transcription regulator activity. The record is from RefSeq and is a predicted model, not a curated record.